GCAUGCGUUAAACUUUCACAAUCAAAACAAAGAUGUCGGCAUGAAUCGCCACAUUGACAGUCUUGGAAGUUGGGAAAUCAAAUUGUUUGUUGGUACUAGUUGCAAAUUAUGAAAUAAUAACAACCAAAGAGUUACAAAAAUGUUUUGUGUUAAACCCAAAGUAAACACUGGUUCCUUAUUUCUAUGGCUGGUUAUUAUUUUUUCACAAGCGGGUUUUUUAUUCGGAACCGAGGUAUCGGCAGCAAAUACAUCUUUUCUAACAGUAAAUUUAGAUAAAAAGCACUAUCCGAAAUACGAUGAGCUUACAAGAAUCUUAAAGUAUUAUCAUAAUAAAUAUCCUGCAAUAGCUAGAUUAAGUUCAAUAGGGAAGUCUGUGCAAGGCCGAGAAUUAUGGUAUAUGCAGAUCACUGAUAAACCCGAUGUUAUAGAAGAUGGGGAACCCAUGUUUAAAUAUGUCGGAAAUAUGCAUGGCAACGAAGUUAUCAGUAGACAAGUUUUGAUAUAUCUUAUACAAUAUUUAUGUGAUAAUUACAAUACCAAUCCAAGAGUUAAGAAGUUAGUUGACACAACAAACAUUUUUAUUCUGCCGUCAUUGAAUCCAGACGGCUUUGAAGCUGCUGAGGAAGGGGAAUGUGAUGGAUACAGCAAAAACAAGUAUUCAGGUCGAAAUAAUGCAAAUAACAAAGAUCUAAACAGAAACUUUCCUGAUCAGUUUAAGAAUUGGAAUACGUUUAAAUUAAAGGAUGCAGAACCAGAAACACGAGCAAUGAUGAGAUGGAUAUAUAGGAAUCCUUUUGUUCUUUCUGCAAAUUUGCACGGUGGUUCAGUUGUAGCAAGCUAUCCAUAUGAUAGCAAUGCAAAAAUGGUUGAUAGGAUAUAUAGUAAGGCACCAGAUGAUAAUUUCUUUCAACAUUUAGCUCGAACUUAUGCACAAAAUCACCCUAUUAUGAAAACAGGGGAACCAAAAUGUCCAUCUGAGCCAGACGAAAAGUUUAAAGAUGGAAUUACCAAUGGGGCAGAAUGGUACAAUGUGCCAGGAGGAAUGCAAGAUUUCAAUUAUUUAAUAAGUAAUUGUUUUGAAAUAACGCUUGAGUUGUCCUGCUGUAAAUACCCAUAUGCUUCUGAAUUGCAAAAGGAAUGGGAUAACAAUAGGGAGUCUUUGCUGAAAUAUAUUGAACAGGUUCACCGAGGUAUAAAAGGAAGGAUAAGUGAUCAAGAUGGUGCAGCAGUUAGUAAAGCUGUCAUAUCUGUAAGUAAUGUAAAUCAUGCUGUGAAAUCUACUAAGACUGGUGACUAUUGGAGGCUUCUUCUUCCUGGUGUGUACAAUAUAACAGUUUCUGCACCCAACCAUGACCCUAUCAAAAAGACAGGUGUGGUUGUUCACAACUUACUACCUACUGAGAUAAACUUUGUACUAAAAAGAUCAAUUCGAGCAACAACAUUGCGUCCUAUUAGAGAUACCACACCACACAUUUCUUCAGAGCUUGUUGCUGAAACAUCCACUCAGGAACAUUUCUCAGGAAGUGUGCCUACAACUGUUGCUGACAAAUCUACAGGGGUUUGGAGUCCUUCCGAACCUAAUCAAAUUAAACACCAUAAUUAUGAAGCUUUAACAACAUUUCUUGUAAACCUUAAAAAACAAUAUCAUAACAUAUUAAACUUGUAUAGUAUUGGGAAGAGUGUAGAAAGGCGAGAACUGUGGGUAGCUGAGCUUUCUAAUAGCCCUGGAGUACACCAACCUGGAAAACCAGAAUUUAAGUAUGUUGGAAAUAUUCAUGGUAAUGAGGUUGUAGGAAGAGAAUGCUUACUGCUGCUUCUACAGUUUUUGUGUGAGAACUACAAGAGUUCACUGGAAAUACAAAGCAUUGUGAACAAUUCCCGUAUUCAUAUUAUGCCUUCUUUAAAUCCAGAUGGUUAUGAAAGGGCACAUGAAGGGGACAGACAGGAACUUACUGGUAGGAAUAAUGUAAAUAAUGUUGACUUAAAUCGAAACUACCCUGACCAGUUUGACAAACCUGGAACCUCAUAUAAUUUUCAACCAGAAACCAAAUCAAUGAUGGCUUGGAUAAAACAUAGCUCAUUUGUUUUGUCAGUUAAUCUACAUGGUGGUGCACUGGUAGCAAACUAUCCUUACGAUGACUCACCAACAGGAGAGGAUAAAUAUUCAAAAUCACCAGAUGAUGCAUUGUUUCGUCAUCUGUCAUCCAUUUAUGCUGAUGCCCAUCCCAUGAUGCAUUAUGGAAAUGGUUGUCCAGAAUAUCCUGAUGAAACCUUUCAACGUGGAAUAACAAAUGGGGCUCAGUGGUAUAGUGUCAAGGGUGGCAUGCAAGAUUACAAUUAUUUACAUUCAAAUGAUUAUGAAAUAACAGUUGAAAUGGGAUGUUUUAAAUUUCCACCUGAAAACCGAAUGCAAAGCUAUUGGGAUGGCCACAAAGUUCCCUUGUUACGUUUAGCCAUUGAGAUAUUUAAAGGUUUAAAGGGCUUUGUAAAAACUACGUCAAACAUCCCAAUAUCCAAUGCAAGUGUAAUUGUUCAUGGAAUAAAUCAUAAUGUUUACUCUUUAAAGGAUGGUGAUUAUUUCAGGUUAUUGCUGCCUGGAUCAUAUGAUAUAACUGUAUCUGCCCAUGGUUUUAAAGAUGAAAGCAAGCAUGUUGUAGUUGAUAAUGGCUUGGCUAAAAAAAUAAAUUUUACUUUAAAAGGAAUAAAGGAAGUUAUUUACACUAAUGUUCAAAAUACUGUUAAACCAGCUGUAAUAGAAAGCAUAAGUCCACUGGUGGCACUUAAAGGAAAAAUUUUAAGUUAUAACAAUAAUUUAAACAACGAUAAUCUUCACCUAAAUUUAUCAUCAUCAACAAUAAAAGCAUCUAGUGCAGUACCACCCAAGACAACUUUACCACCCGGUAAAACCGCAUUUCAAUAUCACACAUAUCAAAGUAUGUUCAAAUACUUGCGAGAUCACGAAGAUAAGUUUAAAGAUUUGGUUAAACUACAUGGUAUCAGUGAAACAGGUAUUCACCGACAUGUUUGGUCAGUCGAGAUAUCAACAAACAUUGGUGAAGAAAAUGUAGAUAAAGCUAAUAUUGGACUAAUAGCAGGCUUACAUGGAUACGAUUCAAUUGGAAGAGAAGUGUUGUUAAUGUUUCUGCACUCUCUUGUGAAGGGAUAUAACGAAAACAAUAAGAGAAUUCGGAAUUUGCUAUCAUCAAUUCGUUUACAUAUUAUCCCUAUGGUGAUGGUUGAUGGGAUGGAUAAUGCUGUGGCAGGAGAUUGUAAUGGCGAAAAGUUUUCUUCUCUAGAACCAAACAUUUAUAAUCAGUUUAAAUUGAACAAACAGGCUUCCGAUGAACCUAAGUUAGUAACUGACUUGAAAAAAUGGAUGAAAAAUCAAAAUUUUCUUUUCACUGCUUUAGUUGAGGGAGGUGAUUUACUUGUCAGUUAUCCACCUGAUUCAAUUGUCAACGGUGAUCCUAGAUUGAAUGGCAAAAAUAGUAUCGAUGACGACUUUUUUAAGAGUCUAGCACUCCGAUACUCGGUGAAAAAUAAGAAGUUGUAUCAUGGGAAUGGUUGUGAUGGAAUUCAAACCCACCGCGGUGUUAGUAUUGGAGCUGAAUGGAAGACACGCGAGAAUACCAUGGGCAUGUAUUCGUACCUUGCGUUAAACAAUUUACAGAUUAAUGUCCACCUUGCUUGUUGUCGAACUCCCCCCGCUGAUGAUGUCGCCUCGAUUUGGAGUGAGAAUAAAGAGUCAUUGUUGGAAUUCUCUGAACUUGCGUACGCACGUGUGUAUGGGUUUGUAAAAGAUAUGAACAAUAGCGUAGCUAGCGACGCCUGGGUUACUUUCUCGAACACAAAAGCUUAUGCUAACGUCAGCAAAUCUGGAUUCUAUCAGAAAUAUUUACUCCCUGAGAAGUACACCCUUACGGCCAAUCACGGUGAUUUAGAAGCGAUCAAAAAGGAUGUCCAGAUCUCGAAAACCACUCCCGUGCGAGAAGAUUUUGUUCUUCAUCAACAAGCCAAAUACGAGCACCAUAACUAUAAAGAUUUGACAAGACAUCUCAGUGAACUUGCGAGAAACUUUUCUUCAAUCACAAAACUAUACAGUAUUGGUUCGUCUGUGCAAGGAAGAAAGAUUUGGGUACUAGAAAUUAGUGAUAACCCGGGAAGUCAUGAAUCUGGAGAGCCUGAAUUCAAAUACGUGGCAGGUAUCCAUGGCAACGAAGUCGCUGGCCGAGAAUUACUGCUUCUUUUGGCGCGGCACUUAUGUUUGGGGUAUGGUAACGACCAUUCAUUGACAUCACUUAUCAACCGAACGCGUAUUCAUAUUUUACCGGUCGCUAAUCCGGACGGUGCAGAAGAGGCUGUAUAUGGAGACUGCAGUUCUGAAAAGGGAAAGUUGAAUGCGAAUGGGAAAGACCUUGCUCAAGAUUUUCCUGUUGAAGAUGACGACGAUGAUAGGCCGACACAACCUGAAAGCAAAGCUAUUAUGCGUUGGAUCAAGAAAACACCAUUCGUUCUUUCUGCUACACUACACAGUGGAUCUCUAGUUGUUAGCUACCCGUUCUCUCGAAGUAUGACUAAUUUACCUGAAGGAAAUCCAACUCAAGAUGAUGAUGUGUUUAGAAGUAUAGCUAAAAGUUACUCAGCCGAUCACCCGACUAUGUCCAAAGGAAAGCCAUAUUGUCCUGGCCCCAACGUUCAGAAACAGUUUCCGGAUGGAAUUGUCAACAUGGCGGAAUGGGAAAACCACGCGAUGAGUAUGGUCGAUUAUAACUACGUGCAGGGUCAAUCGUUUGAAGUUGCGAUAUUUACAGGAUGCUGUAAAGCUCCUACAGCGAAAGAUUUGAACGUGCUGUGGCAGGAGCACAAGAAAGCAAUGAUUAAAUUCAUCACGUUGGUGCAUACUGGUAUUCGAGGUUAUGUAACGGACAGUGCAACGAAGCAGGGUAUUCCACAAGUUAAGGUGCAAGUAGCUGGGAGAGAUUACGAAACUUUAACUGCAAAUUUUGGUGAUUAUUGGAGAGUAUUAUUACCUGGGUCGUACCGUGUCGCGGUUUCUGCUCCUGGAUACGAAAGUAAAAACACUAUAGUUCAUGUCAACAAUAAUAAGAAAGCCACCACGGUUAACUUUGAACUAGAAAAAGCUAGUCAGCGCAUGCGUGUAACGUCGGUUAUUUUCGUUGCGCUUGCGUGUUCGUGCGUUCUCGUGUUCGUGUUGUUGAUGUUCAUCGUCGUGCGGAUAUGUCGUCACAAGAGGAGAUAUGGAAGGAGAGGUUUCAAACCAUUGCAGAAUGUGGAAGAUGAAUACAUAAAAGAUACGAGACCUAAAAACGGUGUGAUUUUAGAAGAAUCGGAACUUUCGGAUUCUGACGAAGACGAAGAAGUGAUAUUUAGCGACGAUAAUGAUUUAGUUAGAAAAUCGUAAGAUUUAUGUACACGCUUUUUAUAUAAGUAACCAAACAUCAUGAGGCUUUCAAACCCUUAAAAUAAUAAUCAAUUCCUAAGCAAAACUCAAACCUGAGAAUAAAAAAGAAGUAAUUAUAACAUUUUUUAUAGUCAUACGAAAAAGGUUAUAAAACCUAAACUUCACUUCGAUUAGCGCACUACCUUAACCGAGAUCAAACGCAUAAGGUUGCUAUAUGCUAAAAUAAAAAGCCAACAAGCAGUAAGUUAGAAAUAGUUAAGUCAGUAAAAUACUCGAAAGCAUGGAGCCUCAACCAAAUGUUGCGUUGCUUUUAUAAAAAGGCACGUAUGUUCUUAUUUUCUCUUUUUGUGUAUUGCACUGUUUAUAUUUCGUGUGUUUGUAAAUACGUCGGUUUUGUGGAGGUUUUCAUAAGAUUAGUUUGUUUUUCAAUAGUCGAAGGUACUUGACAGAUACGAAUAAAAAAUGACCAAAUACUUGGCUAACUCACUAAAUUAGCGGCUUAUUUUGCCUCUCUCCAUUUCCGAUAAGUGAUCUAGCAAUAAUAGAAACUCCAGAUUGUUUUGGGGCCAGGGUGAGGGCGUGUCAAAAGUACAUUAUUAAUCUUGCAGGGGGAGUACUGUCAAAUUUUCUUGUAUUACCCAAUUUUAUUUUAUGUGGACAAUAAUUGUGAACUUACAAUCAACUGCAUGAGAAUUAUUUUCAUGUGCUUUUUGGAUAUAAAUAUAUAUAUUUUUAAAUGAUAGAGAAUCACUAAUUUAUAAAGUAUUUUAGAAUUAAGUAAUUUUAUUUAAAUAUGUUUGUAAAGCAUAGAGAGACAACAACCUGCGCAGACUAAUUUUGUUUUCUUUCUUAACCACAAUGUGCGCAUAUUUCAAGAAUAAUGUUUCGUUGCCAUGGAAAUCACGACUCUGCAUUAAUUAGGAUAUAUUUUAUUUAUUAAUUUGUAAAUGACCAUAUAUGGUAAUAAUUUGGAGUUUGAAUUACACAUAACAUAAGAAAUUAAUUUA
Hydractinia symbiolongicarpus is the source of this 6429-nucleotide messenger RNA. Its product is annotated as carboxypeptidase D-like. The transcript has 9 exons. The record is from RefSeq and is a predicted model, not a curated record. Gene Ontology annotation, biological process: proteolysis. NCBI's taxonomy places the organism in Eukaryota, Metazoa, Cnidaria, Hydrozoa, Anthoathecata, Hydractiniidae. Bases 140 to 5422 code for a protein of 1760 amino acids. Gene Ontology annotation, molecular function: metallocarboxypeptidase activity; zinc ion binding; carbohydrate binding.